AGGGAAAGAAAAGAGAGCGUCUGUUGGCGGUGAUGGAUCCCUUGAUACACGCCUUCCAUUUAAUAGCCGUUGGAGCAAAUAAUUCAAAGGUAAAGGGCGCUCUCGCUCUCCCUCUCCCUCGCACUCACAGAGAUCAUGUGUGAGGGCCAGCGCCAGUAAUAAUCAUGGCCAUCCCCAACCUCCCCCUAUAAAAAAAACAGAAGAAAAGAAGGAAAGAUAAAAUGAUAUGGAGCAGCCCCCACAAGGCCUUCUCCUCUUCUUAUGGACGGGCGGCCAAUUCUACCGACCAGAGGAUCCUAAGAAGCACCAUUGUCUUCCAUUAGCCCACCGUGGAGCCUCCGCCCUCCAUCCCCUUUUACUUCUCGGUUCCUGGGCCUCUAGAUCUCUCCGAAGAGCUCGCUUCCUCGGCCUGAGGAAGCCCGGGCGUGGGGUUGCAUUCGACGAAUCAGGGGAGCUCGAGAUGGAGGGUGGUGUUGGCGAAGGCGAGACCUUCAGCGAGUCGGUGGUGGUCGAGAACCAUGGGAGCAGCACUUCGAGCUCUGAAACCUCGUUCGGUGAAGAUUCACAAAGCCAUGUUAGCGGCUAUGAGGAAUCAUCCAAGCACUCCGCGACAUUGGGUUGGACGAUGCAGGGUAGCGUAGAAUCUCAUCUGGUUGCCAAUGAGGAGAAAACCCAACAGCACGAUAGGGGAAAAGAUAAGCUGAAGCCUAAUGUUUCGGAAAUUGAGAUGAUGAAGGAAAGAUUUGCCAAGUUGUUGCUUGGAGAAGACAUGUCCGGCUCCGGGAAAGGAGUGUGCACUGCAUUGGCUAUUUCAAAUGCUAUUACGAAUCUCUGUGCCACGAUUUUUGGGCAGCUUUGGAGGUUAGAGCCUCUAACCCCUGAGAAGAAGUCGAUGUGGAGAAGAGAGAUGGAGUGGCUUCUCUGCGUUGGUGAUCACAUUGUCGAACUGAUACCCACCUGGCAAACAUUUCCUGAUGGAAGCAAGCUUGAGGUCAUGACUUGCAUGCCGCGGUCUGAUCUGUAUGCCAAUCUUCCAGCGCUGCGCAAACUAGACAACAUGCUCCUUGAAAUAUUGGAUAGUUUUAGCGACCCAGAAUUUUGGUAUGUCGAUCAAGGAAUAGUAGCAACUGAUUCUGAUGGCUCAGCCUCUUUCCGGAGAACUCUUCAUCGUCAAGAGGAGAAGUGGUGGCUUCCUGUACCUCGUGUCCCUCCUGGUGGUCUCCACGAGCAGACAAGGAAACAAUUGCAGCACAAACGUGAAUGCACAAACCAGAUAUUGAAGGCUGCAAUGGCAAUCAACAGCAACGCUUUGGCUGAAAUGGAAGUUCCUGAGUCGUAUCUUGACUCACUUCCAAAGAAUGGAAGAGCAUGCCUAGGUGAUGAGAUAUAUCGCUGCAUUGCUUCAGAUGAAUUCUACCCGGAAUGCCUUCUCGAUUGCCUUGAUUUAUCCUCCGAACAUCAAGCUUUAGAUAUUGCCAACCAUGUCGAGGCAUCAAUUUACGUGUGGCGUCGAAGAGCACCGGCCAAACCUAUAAACAACACUAGCGCUAAGUCAUCUUGGGGCAUGGUCAAGGAUAUGAUAAUGGACACGGACAAAAGAGAAUUGCUUGCUGAUAGAGCCGAGUGCCUCCUAUUAUGCUUGAAGCAGAGGUUCCCUGGUCUUACGCAGACAACCUUGGAUAUGAGCAAAAUCCAGUUCAACAAGGAUGUUGGAAAGUCCAUUCUAGAAAGCUAUUCCAGAGUUCUGGAGAGCCUUGCAUUCAACAUUGUUGCUCGCAUCGAUGAUUUGCUUUAUGUCGAUGACUUGAGCAAACACUCAGAUCAGAUCUCAUCAGUUCCCACGGUCAGUGUUGUUGCUCACAAGGAAGUGCCAUUUCCAUUCUUGGUGCCCGCCGCAGGCACUCCAUUUGCGUCUGCUUAUGCCACGCCUAGCAUCUCACCCCCAGAUUUAAUUAGUCCGGUAAGGGGACAGAGGACCCCUUUUAUCAGCAGAAAGUCUUAUAGUCGUGGAUUUGGUGUGAAAAAAGUUUUGACAGAUUAUCUUGGAGUUGAAAUGAGGGGGAAAAAGACUGGCGAUAUGGUUGAGGUAUCAAGCAUGAACCUAGAAGCCUCGGCCUCCUGAACACGACUGGCGGAGCUCGGUAUUGGGUGGUUGAUUUGUCAUUCUAUUUCAAGUCUCCCUUGGAAUGUAAAACAAACAUGCGAUGCUUCUCAUAAGUGUUGUAGAACAGAAUUCUCUGUGCUAGAUUGAUACUUGCAUUCAAUAGACAGAUGAAUGCACAGUGUGGUCUUGUAGGAAUUAGCAAGCAGUGUCCGCUAGUUGUAUAAAGGACAUGGAAUUUCAUAUUACAGUUUGAAAAC
Messenger RNA from Elaeis guineensis (African oil palm), 2361 nucleotides. Its product is annotated as rop guanine nucleotide exchange factor 7-like. Gene Ontology annotation, molecular function: guanyl-nucleotide exchange factor activity. Lineage: Eukaryota; Viridiplantae; Streptophyta; Magnoliopsida; Arecales; Arecaceae. The record is from RefSeq and is a predicted model, not a curated record.